CAAAUAUAUUUAGUAGCUUUCAAAAUCAUUGAGCUUUUGUACUGUACAUAAAGAUAGUGGAACAAUAUAAUAAAGGCUUUGAAAUUUUCGUUGGAUUAUUCCACCCAUGUUGAGAAAUAGAAGGCGAAAUCCUUGGACUUCUCCACGCUCCGCCAGGUUUGUAUACGCGCUUGUGUGGCACUAAUUCACGUUUUCGAUUGGAAAAAUGCUCCGACGUGACAUUCCUCGAAUUGAUAGUAGCUAUGGAAACUGCCAUGCGUUGUAUGGGAUUCGUCGACUACAAGCGUUCUUCGUUAUAUUUACUUACCGGUGGUGGCUUAUAUUAAAUCGAGUUGAAAUCCCGUGAAAAGAUGUCCGACGACGUCAUCCGUACUAUCUCCAAAAAGCUACGUCACUAUCUCGAAGUGCAGAGACGCGAAGAGGGGUUCGUUCUGCCGGCAAAGAAGCGCACUCCGUCCACAUCGUCGGAAAAAGAUAAAGAUCUAUCGGGUAGCAAGAAAUCCGGUUUACAUCAGAGAAGCAUUAGUCAUCUGCAACGUUCUCGACAGAUUCAUCGCAUUUUGUCUCAUUUGGAAGAGACUAAUCGUUUAUCGGAAAGAGAGAGAGAGGUGAGAUCGUCAUUAAUUCAAUACGUAAUGGGAGGCGAUACGAGAAUUUCCGCAACGUCCAAGACACCAUCUAUUCAAGCAGACGUAACUCAAUGGUGUGAUACUAUCAGAAACAGGAAGAAUCGCAAAUUAGUAGGGAGCGUAACACGCGCCGAAGCGGAAAGAUUGAUUACUACGGCUACUCGACUAUACGUUACUACGGAAAUGCUGAUCGACAACAAAUUGGAUUCGUCUGUCUGGCAGAUAAUCCGGCAGAGAGAAAAAGAAGUCGACGGAAUAAACUGUUUAUAUGAACAAGCGGUUAUCGAAAAUCGUCUAUCGAGAUCGUCGGUAUUAUCUGAAAAUAAUUUUCCUGGCGAAGAAAACGUAGAAAAAGAAAAGAAACACGAAUUAAACAUUCGACAAUCUACUAACAAGAAAGUAAACAAAGUGCGGCCAACGAGAAAAGAAGAAUUUGAACCAAAAGAAGAAAUUAGAACAAAAGAAAAUGAAAUUGAAAGAAUAAAAGAAGUCAAAACACCAGAUAAAGAAGUUAUAAAAGAAAUAGAAGAAGCAAAAAUAAUUAAAGACAUCGAAGUAGAGAUCGAAUGUCUUCCUACAAAGUUCUUGGUAGAUAAUUGGUGUCAAACGGACGAUUAUCAGAAUUUUUCGCCAAAUUCUGAACUGAUAGAAAGAAAAGAAGAAUCGUCGAUUUCCUCCAGCCAAAAUUCACCAAAUCUAGAAACAACCACCGAAAGAAAAGAAACGAGUAAUGAAUCGGGAGAAGCGUCCGAUUUGGAAUCGGGUGUACAUCUAAUCAGCUAUAAUUCUGUGUAUAAUAAAAAUUAUUCGGAAGAAGAAUCAAUUGCCUUUCGUGCACCGGAAUAUAACUGUAGUAGAAGAUCUAUAAGCACAGAUACCAGCGAAGACAGCAACUAUUGUGACGAUAGCUAUUCUUCUUCGUGUUUAACUAGUAGCACCACCGAUUUAAGUCAAAUUCACAAUACUAGUCAGCAAGAAUCUGGAAAACUCUCAGAAAAUUUUAUUCAGAUAUCCAUUUCGCAACCAGAAAGAGAAGAAACUUCGGAAACUUGCAGUAGCGCAUGCAGCUGUUGUACAUCUGAAGAUGGUAGAAAUUAUGUUGAAAUUAUUGACGAUAAUCCCUGCACGUGUACCGAAUCGGAUACUUGUAGUUGUUGCUGUUCGUGCAAAGAUUGUCAAUCGUCUAGCAACUCUCACUCCUGUAAUCAAAGUAGUUACGAAUGGGAAGAAGUAUCCGAAUGCAGCACUUGUAGUUGUACUAGUACCGUGCCGGAAGACGAAUGCGAGAAGAACGACGAAGAAACAAAUUCGGAUACCGAACCAAAAGAAGAGAAUGUCGAUCACGAAUCAAACGUUGAAAAAAGUAACGAAUCAAUUGAAAAUUCUAGAAAUGUGGAGAAUACGGAAGAAAACACGACGAAAAUCGAAGACACUGUAUCUUCCGAGCCAUUCACCGAAGAAGUGAAUAAACAAAAUGAAGAAAUAGCAGAAACAGAUAAACAGAAACAUACGUCAUUGCACGCAGUCGUAAACCAACUAACCGUCGAAAGCUGUGACUCCUUUCUGUUAGAUGAGGAAACUCGAAAUAUGAGCAUUCACGAUGCUGCCAGAAACGGCGAUCUUGACAUAGUCAAACUGUUAUCAAAAGCUAAUCGGAAAUUUAUUGAGACAGUGGACGAGAGAGGAUGGACCCCAACCCAUUUGGCAGCAGCCAAUAAUCAUGUCGAAAUUGUAAAGUUUUUAGCUCAGGAAGGAGCACACGUAUCAGCUUUGGAUCCUAGUGGAUACACUGCUCUUCACACCGCAGCCAUGCAAGGUCACAAAGAUUGCAUAGAAGUUCUUUUAGAAGCGGAAGCAAACGUCGAUUGUGUAACAUCUGAUGGAUUCACUCCUUUGCAUCUAUCCGCUCUAAACAAUCACGUAGAAUGUUGCAAAGUUCUGUUAGCUUGGGGUGCGAGUUUGACCAAAGAAGAUGCCUUAGGAAGAACGGUUUUAGAUAUGACAGAAGAAUAUUCUCUGAAAGAUGUAAAGAAAUUUUUGGAAGAUUUCAGUAAACAAUUAGAAAACUUUAAUAGCAUAGUGGGUGUAAUGGAUUCCUUUUCGGACAAAAGAUCUGAUCCAAGUGAUGAAAAAUCAAUAGACAGAAAUAUUUUAAACUUCUUGACAUCUAUGGCAGCUAAUGAUUAUGACAGCAGUGCUUCAUGAAAACAAUACUCUGGAGAUUUUCUAUUUAAUACAUUGCUCAAACAAUUAAGGAAUAUUAUGUCAGUUUAGAUGGAAUUGGUGGUUUUAUUUUACAUAAAACUAAUGGUUAGUCAACUAACAAUAUAUGAUUAUUGUAAAUAAAUUAUUAAACUUGGUCUUGUGAUAAAAUAACUCUAAAGGAUCCAAGGCAUAUUGUAUCCUAGAACUAUUAAAAUAGAAAUAAUGUGUAACUUUGAGAAUAUUCAGAAAUUCUUUGUGAAUAACAUCACCUUAAACAUCAAAAAUUGUUAAUUUUGCUACAAAAUAAAAAUAAAUAUUUCUUAAUUGUUCUGAGUAUUGUGUUUCUUCAAGCAUUGAAUUUGAUUGAAUUCAGACCUAAAAAUGUAAUUGUUGGCAUAAAAACAAGAUUAAUCUAAAUAUUAAGUGCCUUGAAUAGUUAUGAUUCUAAAACUCUCUAGUAGUCAAUGCUUUUUACAAAAAAUAUAAAUAAAACUAUAUUCUGAAUUUGUAACAGGAAAUAAAAUCAAAAUAAAGUACUUUUU
Messenger RNA from Centruroides sculpturatus (bark scorpion), 3376 nucleotides. RefSeq names its product BCL-6 corepressor-like. Lineage: Eukaryota; Metazoa; Arthropoda; Arachnida; Scorpiones; Buthidae. The transcript is spliced from 18 exons. The record is from RefSeq and is a predicted model, not a curated record. Bases 351 to 2834 code for a protein of 827 amino acids. Gene Ontology annotation, molecular function: protein binding.